Messenger RNA from Sinocyclocheilus grahami, 1656 nucleotides. Its product is annotated as cytochrome P450 3A40-like. The transcript has 14 exons. Lineage: Eukaryota; Metazoa; Chordata; Actinopteri; Cypriniformes; Cyprinidae. Gene Ontology annotation, molecular function: steroid hydroxylase activity; heme binding; iron ion binding. The record is from RefSeq and is a predicted model, not a curated record. Bases 24 to 1583 code for a protein of 519 amino acids.
AUGAUGGAAGGCUCCCAAUAUUAAUGGUUACUGACCUGGAAAUGAUCAAAGCAAUUAUGGUGAAAGAAUGUUAUUCUACCUUCACUAACAGAAGGGAAACAAAUGCAGGCCUUGCUGGCCCCUUUGCUGAUGGAAUAACUGUAGUUAAAGAUGAAAGAUGGAAGAGAAUCCGGAGUUCACUCUCUCCAUAUUUCACAAGUGGUCGACUGAAGGAGAUAUUUCCCAUAGCUGUGACGCAUGCAGAUCGUUUUAUUAAAAAUAUGCAAAAGAGAGACCACGAGCAGCCAGUUAAAGUAAAAGAAGUUGUGGCUCCAUACAGUUUGGAUGUGGUCACCAGCUCCUCUUUCAGUGUUGAUAUCGACUCCAUAAACAAUGCAGAUGAUCCUUUCGUUACCAAUGUCAAGAAGUUUUUCAAGUUCAGUCUGUUCAGUCCUCUCAUUCUGAUUUUAACUUUAUUUCCUUCCGUUGCAAAUCUUUUGGGGAAAAUGGGUAUAAGUCUUUUUUCAAGGUCGUCUGUGGACUUUUUCUACAAUGUCCUGAGAAAGAUUAAGGACGAGCACAACAAGGAAUCAAAUGGUCGGGUGGACUUUCUCAAACUCAUGAUCCAGAAUCAAAUACCUGAUGAAAAGUUUGAAGACACAAGUGACCAACCAGUAAAAGGACUAACAGACCAUGAGAUUCUCUCCCAGUCCUUCGUUUUCAUUCUCGGAGGUUAUGAGACGACAAGCACCACUCUCACUUACCUCCUCUAUAAUCUUGCAACUAAUCCAGACUGCCUGGAAAAGCUGGUUGUGGAGAUUGACACAAACUUCCCUUCUGAUACUCCCAUCACAUAUGAUGCAUUGAUGAAAAUGGAUUACUUGGAAAUGGCCAUCAACGAAUCAAUGCGUCUCCUUCCCACUGCACCACGCUUAGAGAGGGUCUGUAAGAAAACUGUGGAGCUCAAUGGGGUGACCAUACCAAAGGACACUCUGGUUGGAAUUCCUACAUAUGUAUUGUGUCAUGAUCCGCAGCUCUGGGAGUCUCCUGAUGAGUUCAGACCAGAGAGAUUCAGCCCAGAAAGUAAGUCAGAGAUGAACCAAUACGGUUUCAUGCCUUUUGGACUCGGGCCUCGAAAUUGCAUUGGAAUGAGAUUCGCCCAAAUGAUCAUGAAACUUCUUGUUUUGAAGCUGCUUCAGAACUUCAGUAUGGAAACAUGUAAAGAGACACAGAUCCCUCUAGAGCUGAAUGCAAUUUUUCAGCCGAAGGUUCCCAUCACACUGAAGUUUAUACCAAGUGCCCUGAAAAAGAAUAAGGACGAGCACAACAAGGAAUCAGAUGGUCGGGUAAAUUUUCUCAAGCUCAUGCUCCAAAAUCAAAUACCUGGUGAUCAUUUUGAGGACACAAGUGAGCAACCAGCAAAAGGACUUACAGAUCACGAGAUUCUCUCCCAAUCCCUUGUUUUCAUUCUCGGAGGUUAUGAGAUGACAAGCACCACACUCACUUACCUCCUCUAUAAUCUUGCAACUAAUCCAGACUGCCUGGAAAAGCUGGUUGAGGAGGUUGACACAAACUUCCCUCCUGAUACUCCCAUCAUGCAUUGAUGAAAAUGGAUUACUUGGAAAUGGCCAUCAAUGAAUCAAUGCGUCUCCUUCCCACUGCACCACGCUUAGAGAG